AUGGCAGGCGAUGACUUCGCUGUCGAGGCAUUCACCCUCCUAGCUAUUGCCAUCGUCACCAUCGCCAUUCGCAUCGUUGCACGAUGGUUCACCGCCGGCUGGAAGAACUUUAUGCUCGAUGAUUAUUUGAUGCCGUUGGCGGGGGUAGUAUACGGUCUCGAAACAGGCGCCGCCUACUGCGUCAGCGCUUGGUGGAAAGGUCUCGCCAACAAUGCCAUGACGGACGCUGAGCGCGCCGCGCUCUCGCCGUCUUCAGAGGAGUACCAUUUGCGGGUUGGGGGGUCCAAGACCCAGGUAUUAGGGUGGUCGCUGUAUACCACGUUGUUGUGGCUGCUCAAGUCGUGCAUGGCUGUGUUUUACUCUCGAUUGACGGCCGGCCUCAUCAACAUGCACAUCCGCAUCCGCAUCGCCUACGUCCUCAUCGCAGUCACCUACAUCGCUGUUAUCCUCAGCAUCCUGGUCGGAUGUCACCCCAUCCAAAAGAACUGGCAGAUCAACCCCAACCCGGGGAACUAUUGUCAGCCGGCUGUCUCGCAUAUUGAUGUUUACGUGACGGUGGUGUUGAAUGUUGCUACGGACGUGUAUUUGAUUUCCAUCCCGACCCCUAUCCUCUUCAAAGCCCGUCUCCCCUGGCGCGAGAAACUUGAGCUCCUUAUCCUUUUCAGUGGCGGUACCUUUGUCAUGGCGUGUGGCAUUCUGCGUUGUGUGUUGAUCGUCACUGCCGGCGCCAACGGUGCCUCCCAAGCCGGCAGCUGGGCCUGUCGCGAGACCUUCGUAGCGGUAAUAAUCGGCAACGCGCCCAUGAUCUACCCGAUGUGUCGGCGGCUAGCGAUGCGAGCAGGCUGGUACAUGUCCACCAAAGGCACCAAGGGCAGCUCACAGAGCUAUCCGUUAUCAGAGGGAGCAGCGCAUUCAGGUACCGACAAUAGCAAGAACAAGAGACGGAAGUUCAAGCAUCCAUUGUCGUUGCCGGAUACGCAGUGGAAUACGGUUAGUGAUGAGCAGAUGAUGCUUCCGCCGGGCGAGUGGGAGGUUAGUCAUGCGGCGAGGAGUACCGGGAAUGGGAAUGGGACGGAUGGGAAUAGUAGUAAUGGGGUGUAUGAUGGGGGGUGGAAGGGGGGGAGGGAGACGGUUGUUUCAACAACUUGA
Messenger RNA from Aspergillus welwitschiae, 1149 nucleotides. RefSeq lists its product as uncharacterized. The record is from RefSeq and is a predicted model, not a curated record. The coding region runs from base 1 to 1149 and encodes 382 amino acids. Lineage: Eukaryota; Fungi; Ascomycota; Eurotiomycetes; Eurotiales; Aspergillaceae. The transcript is spliced from 5 exons.